AUGGCGUCCGCAACAGAGGGCAAAUCCAACCUCUCCUUCGUCCUCAACAAGCCUCACGAUGUCUGCUUUGAGGAGCGCCCGAUGCCCAAGCUCGCCUCCGAGCACGACGUCCUUGUCGCCGUAAACUACACGGGCAUCUGCGGCUCCGAUGUUCACUACUGGCACCAUGGCUCCAUCGGCGACUUUGUCGUCAAGGACCCCAUGGUCCUAGGCCACGAGUCGGCCGGUACCGUCGUCGAGGUUGGCUCCGCCGUAAAGACGCUCCAGGUCGGCGACCGCGUCGCCCUCGAGCCGGGCUACCCCUGCCGCCGCUGCCGCGACUGCCUCGCCGGCCGCUACAACCUCUGCCCAGAGAUGCGUUUCGCCGCCACCCCGCCCUACGACGGCACCCUGGCCGGCUUCUGGACCGCGCCCGCCGAUUUCUGCUACAAGCUGCCCGAGUCGGUCAGCCUGCAGGAGGGCGCCAUGAUCGAGCCGCUGGCCGUCGGCGUGCACAUUGUCCGCCAGGCCAAGGUGUCUCCGGGACAGAGCGUCGUGGUCAUGGGCGCUGGGCCGGUGGGCCUGCUGUGCGCCGCCGUCGCCCGGGCCUUUGGCGCCUCCACCGUGGUCAGCGUCGACAUUGUCGAGUCCAAGCUCGAUGUGGCCAAGCAGAUCGCCGCCACGCACACGUACCUGUCGCAGCGCAUCUCGCCGCAGGAAAACGCAAAGGCCCUGAUCGCCGCCGCCGGCCUCGAGGCCAACGGCGGUGCCGACGUUGUCAUCGACGCCACCGGCGCCGAGCCCUCGAUCCAGACCAGCAUUCACGCCGUGCGCGUCGGAGGCUCCUACGUCCAGGGCGGCAUGGGCAAGCCCGACAUCAGCUUCCCCAUCCUCGCCUUCUGCUGCAAGGAGGUCACGGCCAGCGGCUCCUUCCGCUACUCGGCCGGCGACUACAGGCUCGCCAUCGACCUGGUGGCCAACGGCAAGGUCAACCUCAAGGCCCUCAUCACCGAGACGGUGCCGUUUGACAAGGCCCAAGAGGCCUUUACCAAGGUUAGCGAGGGGCAGGUCAUCAAGGUGCUGAUUGCUGGGCCUAAUGAGAAAUAA
This is a messenger RNA of Pyricularia pennisetigena, 1086 nucleotides long. RefSeq lists its product as uncharacterized. Gene Ontology annotation, molecular function: zinc ion binding; L-iditol 2-dehydrogenase (NAD+) activity. The coding region runs from base 1 to 1086 and encodes 361 amino acids. The record is from RefSeq and is a predicted model, not a curated record. The transcript has 2 exons. NCBI's taxonomy places the organism in Eukaryota, Fungi, Ascomycota, Sordariomycetes, Magnaporthales, Pyriculariaceae. Gene Ontology annotation, biological process: D-sorbitol catabolic process.